Pristis pectinata (smalltooth sawfish) is the source of this 1866-nucleotide messenger RNA. Its product is annotated as chromobox protein homolog 7-like. Bases 70 to 822 code for a protein of 250 amino acids. The transcript has 6 exons. Lineage: Eukaryota; Metazoa; Chordata; Chondrichthyes; Rhinopristiformes; Pristidae. Gene Ontology annotation, cellular component: PRC1 complex. Gene Ontology annotation, biological process: negative regulation of transcription by RNA polymerase II. The record is from RefSeq and is a predicted model, not a curated record.
GAGAGAGAGAAGGCUCGGGGGCGCGCGUCUGAAAAUGUUGCGCAGGAAGAAAGCUGCGAGCCGGGCUAUAUGGAGCUGUCUGCAAUAGGGGAGCAAGUGUUCGCGGUGGAGGACAUCAGAAAGAAGCGUAUCAGGAAGGGCAGAGUGGAAUACCUAGUGAAGUGGAAAGGAUGGCCCCCAAAGUACAGUACGUGGGAGCCCGAAGAUCACAUUUUGGAUCCACGACUGGUCAUGGCCUAUGAGGAAAAGGAGCAGAGAGACCGUGCGCUCGGAUACAGGAAACGAGGCCCAAAACCAAAACGAUUCCUACUGCAGCGGAUCUAUGGCAUGGACUUGCGGAGCGCCAACAAGCUCAAGGAGAAAGGGAAGGUUCGCCUCUCGUUGUCCAGGCGGUUCGACGGCACCUCGGUGUCCGGCCCGGCCCAGCGGGAGCUCGGCGAGAACGGGAAACGGAUCCAGUUUCCACUGGCUCGGAAGCACAAGUUCUUCAAGGUGGCCAAGUCUAAGUGCACGACGCGGGCGGUCAGCCUGGCCAAGAACCACGGAGCCAGCGAGUGCUCGGAGGAGGACGCCGGCCAGGACGUCGGGAGCAAGUUCCCGGACUCUGAGUUUGAGGAUGAGGAAGUCCGAAGCAUUCCGGAGAGAACGGAAGGGGCAGCCUCUCCCGUCAGAAGCACCGCAGCCAUUCCCGCCGGCUGGCAUCCUUCCAUCCCUCUGGGUGAUGUCACCGUGACGGACGUCACAGCCAAUUCCCUGACAGUGACCUUCCGGGAAGCGUUGGUGGCAGAAGGAUUUUUCAGGGAUCGCAGCUUAAGUUGCUAACCUCAAAGGAAAAAACCCCACCCAACACGAGAUUCUUGUCCGUCCUGUGAAACACUUCAUCCGUUUUCCUUAAAGUGAAGGUUCCAUUUGUAUGAACUCGUGGUUGUAAUGUGUGUGGCAUUCGAAUGGUCAACGUCUACCAGGGGCGAAUCCCAAGUUGCUCCCCCUCCUUCUCCCCCCCCCCCCCACCUUGCUUCCAAUCACGGCUCUCCGACCUCAUUGGCUGGUGAUUCUGCCGGGCGGCAGCCAAUGGCCAGGCGUCUCAGUCUUGGGGGAGGUCCAAGGGAUUGAGCAUCGAGCGAGGAGAAUUCUGAGCUUGCACGGAGCGGACGGUGUACGUUUAGUGCGUGGUGGUUUGGGAGACACAGCAAGAUCCCAGGGUGUGAGUGUGCGCCGCCACCCCCCCCACCUCUCUAGGUCAGGCUCCCGGAGAGCGCAGAGGUCAGGAGGUCCAUGUCGGCUGUGAAGCUCUGUGAUUGUCCUUUCUGGUGGAGGGGCGUGAGCUCCUGGUCAGUGCACCCCAUCUAUGGACCCCCUAUCCUGCAGGCUGCUGGGGAUUGUGGCUGUCCCCUGCUGCUCGAGGGUGGCUUGUGGUUCAGUGACUGGUACCAGGCCCGGCUGUUCGACACUCGAGCCUUCGCCACUGUCUUCCAGAGAGACUCGUCCGUGUGUGUGGGAAGGGGAAGGUGUGGGCUCUGCCUAGUGCAGAGUCCGUGAAUUGGAGUCUUCAGUCAGCCCUUCACUGCCAGCCUUUUGUUCCUGUCCUUGGUGUCACGGCAACCGGCGGGGGGGGGGGGUGGUCAUGUCCCAGCUCCCGAUGGAGACCGCCCGGGAUGUUGAUUACGGAGGGAUCGCAGAGUAAAUUGUUAGUCAUUGAUUCCCAAAAUGUUUCUGGUCUUAACAUCUGCAGUUGUCUGUCAGGGAGGUGUAAGGUGGGGAGAGGUAGUUAGCGUUAAAGUAGGGGAGCAUGGGGUCAGGGGUUAAAGUGGGGGAGGUUCGGAGUUAAGGAGGUGGUCGGAGGUUAAAGUGGGGAUGGUCGGGGGA